AUGAUCUUCUUCCUGAUGCUCAUCCCCCUCUGGUCAGGGUCAGCUUCUGAUGCUGGCUACUUUAAGCCGGUAUUGAGGAUCGAUAUCGCGCUCCGGCUGGUUGGCAUCUGCACGACAAGCGUGCGUCAUGAGUACUGGCAAUAUCUUUUGGCGCAAGGAGUGUGUAUCGGUCUCGCAAAUGGGUGCAUGUUCGUGCCAACAAUGUCGAAACAAUCGACAUACUUUGACCCUAGUCGAAGGAGCCUUGCCAUCGGGCUGAUCUUAUGUGGAUCUGCAACAGGUGGUAUGGUAUUUCCAAUGAUGCUCAAUCGACUCUUUGGGAUCAUCGGCUACAGCUGGUCUGUCAGGUCUUUCGGCUUCAUGGCACUCGCGUUGCUUGUGCUUGCUGAGAGGUUGCUGAAGAAGAGGUUACCACCGAAGGACUCGGCGAAGUUUUUCGAACCGAACGAGCUGAAAGACAGUGUCUUUGUACUCUUUGUACUUGGCUCCUUCCUACACUUUAGUGGGCGCUACUUCGCAUUCUUCUAUGUCAACGCAUACGCGCGCAACCAACUAGAACUGAGUCUGGAAGAGACUUUACCCAUUCUAAUGGUGCUCAAUGGCGUUGGAGUUCCCGGUCGACUCAUUCCGAUGUACAUGGCGGAUCGUUACUUCCGUCCUGUUCACGUGGGCCUCCCGAUCAACCUAAUAACCGCACUCUUGCUCUUCGUGUAGAUUGCGAUCAAGUCGACAGCCUCGAUGUACGUGUUUGCAGUCGUGUACGGGUUGUUCGCUAGCACUCUAUAAGGGCUCUUUCCAGCAACCA
Molecule: messenger RNA, 805 nt
Organism: Didymella exigua CBS 183.55
Lineage: Eukaryota; Fungi; Ascomycota; Dothideomycetes; Pleosporales; Didymellaceae
Product: MFS general substrate transporter
Exons: 2
Coding region: 1-714 (237 amino acids)
Biological process (GO): transmembrane transport
Cellular component (GO): fungal-type vacuole membrane
Molecular function (GO): transmembrane transporter activity
Source: RefSeq, a predicted model, not a curated record